Molecule: messenger RNA, 3206 nt
Organism: Strigops habroptila (Kakapo)
Lineage: Eukaryota; Metazoa; Chordata; Aves; Psittaciformes; Psittacidae
Gene: AGPS
Product: alkylglycerone phosphate synthase
Exons: 22
Coding region: 1252-3021 (589 amino acids)
Biological process (GO): lipid biosynthetic process
Molecular function (GO): FAD binding; alkylglycerone-phosphate synthase activity
Source: RefSeq, a predicted model, not a curated record
CUCUUAUCAUCUUACCCAGUGGUGCCUGGGAGCACUUUGAUAACAGCUGUGAUCACGUGCACGGGCUGGCUGAUGGCCAGUGGCCAGGGCAUCACUGCUGUUCCUGUACCCUGUGCUGGACAGGCUGGAAUUCUAGUGUCAAUUUGAAUAGAAGGGACCUGACCUGUGGGUAAGUCCAUGUCGGAGCAGGACAAGCCAAAGUGUCUGUGGCUGUGGGCCAUGUCAGAGCAGAACCAUCUGUCGCUGUGGGUUUGUCCACAUCACAGCAGGUAUACCCCUGGAGGGACUGUGGCCCAAGGGUAAGUCCACAUGGGAGAAGGUACACCUUGACGUAUCUGUGGCCAUGGAUAAGUCCACAACACAGCAGGUACACCCCUGAAGGAACUGUGGCCCAUAAGUAAGUCCACACUGGAACAGAUCCACCCCUAAGGGACUGGGGUCUGUGGGUAAGUUCAUGCUGGAGCAGAGGCAAGGAGAGUACACUCUGGUGUCCAAAGGGAUCAGAGGCAGAGAUUGUGAUGGAUAUACCUUUAAAUUGUUGUAACCUACGAUCUGAGUUGCAUGUUAUGGGUUUAUUAUAGCAGGAACCACUACCUGUGGGGGACCAGUCUUACAAGAGGCAGUGCAAGUGCAGCGGUGACUCAACCUGAGCUGGCCAAGUAACUCCACACAACACACCACCUCUCCUGUCCUGAGUGACCACCAUAACAGACAGAACCCAACUCAUGGACUAAUGAACUCAAUGGACAUUUCACAGACAUCUUAUGGACAUUUUACAGGGAUGGUCCAUCGACUAAUGAUAUCUGUGUAUAUAUCAAAGGAUGGGAAGUGGGAAAGGGGCUACUGAGAAUCUAUUUGAUAGUGUGGGGCCUGAGCAUGACGUAAAUGGUAUGGAAUAAGGGGUGAAGAAUGUGCUUGUUUUGGCUGGGGAAGAGUUCAUUUUCUUCAUAGUAGCUAGUAUGGUGCUAUGUUUUGGAUUUGUGAUGAAAACACUGUUGAUAAAACACUAAUGUCUGUGCUUCCUGGUGUGGUACAGGGGAUGCCUGCAGCAUGACAGAGGAGGAAGGAUGAGCGCUCUCACUGUUGGCUAGCAAAAAGGUCCAAUGCGGACUCCAAGGAAUAGCUCUAUUGCAAGGCAGCCUCUGAGCUGGUGUGGAUUUGCCAGAGGAGCUGUAUGCCAAAUGCUUCUCUUCUGCAGAAACGGGAUGAGGCAAAACUGAAGAGCUUAGAUCCAGGUCCAGGAAAAGGAGAAUGAAAAUGAGGUGUGGGAACUCCAUUCUUCUGCCCCCUCUAAAAUGCAGAUGGCAAGAACUUCUGAAAUGGAAUGGAUGGGGAUAUAAUGACUCCAAAUUCAUCUUCAAUAAGAAGGGUCAAGCAGAAUUCACAGGAAAAAGGUACAGAUUAGGUGGUAUGGUAUUACCAACUUUUAAGGAAUGGAUAGAAAAAACCUUUGGAGCCAGUCUGGAUCACAAAACUACCUCUAGAGCAACCUUAAAUGUUAAUGAUGUACCUCCAUCCAUUGUAAAUGAAGAAUUUCUUCAGGAUCUUAGAGCCACUAAAAUCUCAUACUCGCAGGAUGCAGAAGAUAGGGUAUUCAGAGCUCAUGGUCACUGCCUACAUGAGAUAUUUAUACUCAGGGAAGGAAUGUUUAAGCGAGUUCCUGAUAUAGUUGUAUGGCCUGUUUGCCAUGAAGAUGUAGUUAAAAUUGUGGAAUUAGCCUGCAAACACAAUCUCUGCGUAAUACCAUUUGGUGGAGGGACGAGUGUGUCUAGUGCCCUUGAAUGUCCUGAAGAAGAAAAAAGAACGAUUCUGUCGCUGGAUACAUCACAAAUGAAUCGGAUUCUCUGGAUAGAUGAGAAGAACUUAACAGCUUGUGUGGAAGCUGGCAUUGUUGGUCAAGAUCUGGAAAAACAGCUUUCUGAAAGUGGCUUCUGUACAGGCCAUGAACCAGACUCCAUGGAGUUCAGCUCACUAGGAGGAUGGGUAGCAACACGAGCAUCAGGCAUGAAAAAAAACAUCUAUGGAAACAUUGAAGAUAUGGUGAUUCAUAUAAAAAUGGUAACCCCUAGAGGAAUAGUAGAAAAAAACUGUCAAGUACCUCGCAUGUCAACGGGACCUGAUAUCCAUCACUUCAUUAUGGGAUCUGAAGGGACUCUUGGAGUGGUUACUGAAGUUACGAUAAAGAUUCGCCCAGUCCCUGAAUACCAGAAGUAUGGCUCUGUGGUCUUCCCUAACUUUGAACGAGGGGUGGCCUGCUUAAGGGAAGUGGCAAAGCAGAGAUGUGCUCCUGCAUCAAUUCGCCUUGUUGACAAUGCACAGUUUCAGUUUGGUCAUGCUCUUAAACCACAAGUUGCUUCCAUUUUUACAUCGUUUUUGGAUGGACUGAAAAAAUUCUACAUCACGAAGUUUAAAGGAUUUGAUCCCAACAUACUGUGUGUAGCUACCUUGCUCUUUGAAGGUGAUAGAGAGAAGGUGCUUCAGCAUGAAAAGCAAGUCUAUGAUAUUGCCACCAAGUUUGGUGGCUUGGCAGCGGGAGAAGAUAAUGGACAGAGAGGAUAUAUGCUGACAUUUGUCAUCGCUUACCUUCGGGACCUGGGCCUGGAUUACUAUAUAAUAGGAGAAUCAUUUGAGACAUCUGUUCCUUGGGAUAGGGUUUUGGACCUUUGUAGGAAUGUAAAGGAAAGGAUAGUAAGAGAAUGCAAAGAAAAGGGUGUUCAAUUUGCACCUCUUUCCACCUGCAGGGUGACACAGACUUAUGAUGCAGGUGCAUGUGUCUACUUCUACUUUGCCUUUAACUACAGAGGAAUUAGUGAUCCUAUUCAUGUCUAUGAACAAAUUGAGAGGGCUGCUAGAGAAGAAAUACUUGCCAAUGGAGGAAGUCUGUCACAUCACCAUGGAGUAGGCAAAUUGCGGAAGCGCUGGAUGAAGGAGAGCAUCUCUGAUGUUGGCCUGGGAAUGCUGAGAUCCGUUAAAGAAUACGUGGACCCCAAUAACAUCUUUGGAAACAAAAAUCUUUUAUAAAGCCCUGCACAACAUGAUGUACUAAAACUUCUUCAAAAUUACUGUUGAAAAUCCUCCACUUUCAUUGUACUGAUAUCCCAGUAAUCAAAUAUAACAUAGACUAAACUUUAAAAACUAGUGACUUACUUUGAUUUUUUUGCUACCCCUUUCCCCUCCCCCCAAUAAAGUGUAAUCAUCACUGUUAA